This is a messenger RNA of Neospora caninum, 4101 nucleotides long. RefSeq names its product DNA-directed RNA polymerase,related. Gene Ontology annotation, biological process: DNA-templated transcription. The transcript is spliced from 4 exons. Gene Ontology annotation, molecular function: DNA binding; ribonucleoside binding; DNA-directed RNA polymerase activity. The record is from RefSeq and is a predicted model, not a curated record. Lineage: Eukaryota; Apicomplexa; Conoidasida; Eucoccidiorida; Sarcocystidae. The coding region runs from base 1 to 4101 and encodes 1366 amino acids. Gene Ontology annotation, cellular component: RNA polymerase III complex.
AUGACUGGGCGGAAGAGGCCUCCCCAGGCGCCUCCCGCCUCUUCGCUGUCUCCUUCCUGUCCUAACUCCGCGCUUGGCGCCGAGCUGGAUCCUCUCUCUGCUUUAUCUCCUCAGCUCAGCGUCUUGAAACCGUCGGAUCAUGCGACUGUCGCCGCAAAAACCGAUGGAAAACGCCGGCCCUCCGCUCCGUCCACCUCGUCGUCCGCGACGAGGCUCAGGUUUCCCUACGGCGCGAGCAUUCCGCUAGACAGAAAAAUCCCCUACACAUGUCCUCCUGCCGGCCGAUCUUCAAACUUCCUGUCUCCGUCUUCUUCUUCGUCUCCUUCUUCUUCGUCUCCUUCUUCGUCUCCGCCUUCUUCUUCGUCUCCUCCGCCUGCUUCUUCGUCUCCGCCGUCUUCUUCGUCUCCUCCGCCUUCUUCUGCUCCUUCGUCUUUCGCGAAAGGCGAGCGCGGAGGGGGGUAUGAGCCGCGCGUGAAGAAGACCGUGCGCUUCGACGAGGCGUUGCCGAGGAAAGGCGACCCGUGUUUGGGGGAGGACAGCGCGAAGCCUGUCUGUACAGUCCCGGACAAGUGGCGGUUGCUGCCGGCCUUUUUCGCGGCGAAGGGCCUUGUGCACCAGCACAUUGAAUCGUACAACUUCUUUGUAACCACAGAGCUGCAAAACAUCCUGCGCGCGCCGUCGAACCGCCUCGUGAAGAGCGAUAUCGACCCCUCCUUCUUCAUCGAGUUCCUCAACAUCUCAGUGGGAACGCCCCGGUACGAAGAAGGCAUGAUUUUGCAGCGUCUCACCCCACGGAUCUGUCGAACGCGCGAAAUCACCUACGCCGCACCCGUCUUUGUCGACGCCGAGUACAGCAAAGGCGACGAAAUCAUCCGCAGGAAAAACGUAGAAAUCGGAUCCAUACCCGUCAUGCUCCGCAGCCAAGUCUGCGUCCUCCACGGAAAAGACCCCGCGGCCAUCCAGAAGCUCGGCGAGUGUCCUUUCGAUCCUGGCGGGUACUUCAUCGUCAAAGGGACCGAAAAGGUGUUGCUUAUGCAGGAACAGCUUUCAAAGAACAGAAUUAUCGUGGAGACGGACAUGAAGCACAACGUGUGUGCGACAGUCACGUCGGCGACGGCGGAGUCGAAGUCUCGGACGGCUGUGGUGUUGAAGAACAACAAGUUGUAUCUCCGGCACAAUUCGUUUUUGGACGAUCUGCCUGCGUGCAUUGUGCUUCGGGCAAUGGGGACGGAGACGGAUCAGGAGAUUAUGCAGAUGAUUGGCGCGGGUGCGUCGCUGUCGGACGUGACGGGGAACACGGCGCAGGAGGCGGUGUCUUUGUCGCUACAAGACUGCCACACGGAGAACGUGCUGACGCAGUACCAGGCGCUUCUCUGGGUCGGUUCGCGCAUUCGGCCCAAGAUGCAGGCGAAAGGCUUCUUCACGCCUGUGUCUCGUGGACCUCUCCUCUCGGAGCGGAGCGGCGGCGGAUCUCGGAGCGCCAAGUCGGUGAUCGACGAGGCCGUCGACGUCCUCCACCGCGUGGUGUUGUCGCACAUUGAGACGACGGGGAACGACUUUCGCGCCAAGUCGCGCUUCCUCUGUCUGAUGAUUCGACGCGUCCUCGACGCCGCGAACGAUCCGUCCCUGAUGGACGACAAGGACUACUACGGGAACAAGCGCCUGGAGCUGGCCGGUCAGCUUCUGUCUCUGCUCUUUGAGGACUUGUUCAAGCGUUUUUGCACGCACGUCAAGAAGCAAGCGGACUACGCGCUCAGCCGGUACCACCAGGCGCGCGGCGGGGCUGCUGGCGGCGGGUCGCGGCUGAAGGACGAAGUGCCGUACCCGGACUGUUUCCGGAACCUGCCGACGGACAUCAUUACGCGGGGCAUGCAGACGGCGCUGAGCACGGGGAACUGGACCAUCAAGCGGUUCCGCAUGGAGCGCUCAGGCGUCUCCCAGGUGCUGUCGAGGUUGUCGUACAUUGCGACUCUCGGGAUGAUGACGCGCAUCAACUCGCAGUUCGAAAAGGGCCGGAAGGUGUCCGGACCGCGCGCGCUGCAGCCGUCGCAGUGGGGGAUGCUGUGUCCGUGCGACACGCCUGAAGGCGAGUCGUGUGGCCUCGUGAAGAACCUCGCCCUCGUCACGCACGUGACGACGGACGAAGACCCGACCCCAAUCGCCUCCCUCGCCUUCUGUCUCGGAGUCGAAGACGCCGACGCAAUCAGCGGCGAAGAGCUGCACGACCGCGGAACCUACCUCGUGAUGCUCAACGGUUCGCUGCUCGGCGUCCACCGACGCCCGCGGCAGCUGAUGAAGAACAUCCGGCUGCUCAGGCGCCACGGCGAAGUCGGCGAAUUCGUCUCUGUCCACGUGAACGAGGCGCACAAAACCGUCUACAUCGCCUCCGACGGCGGUCGCCUCUGCCGCCCGCUCAUCGUCGUCGACCGCGGCAGGCCCCGGCUCCUGCCCGAACACAUGGCUCAGCUCGAGAACGGAGAAAUGUGCUUCAUGGACUUGCUCCGGAGCAGCAUUCUCGAAUGGAUCGACGUGAACGAAGAGAACAACUUGCUCAUCGCUUUGCGCGAAGAAGACAUCACCGCGGAAUCCACACAUCUCGAAAUUGAUCCCUUGACGCUGCUCGGCGUUGUCGCGGGGCUCAUCGCGUUCCCGAACCACAACCAAAGCCCGCGAAACACCUACCAGUGCGCCAUGGGAAAACAAGCCAUGGGCGCGAUCGCCUACAAUCAAUUCAACCGCUGCGACACUCUCCUCUAUCUCCUCGUCUACCCCCAGAAACCGCUGUGCAAAUCCCGAACGCUCGACCUCGUCCACUUCGAACAACUCCCAGCAGGUCAGAACGCGAGUGUGGCGAUUAUGAGUUUUUCGGGGUACGACAUCGAAGACGCGAUUGUGUUGAAUCGCGGCGCAGUGGACCGUGGUUUUGGGCGGUGUUUUGCGCUUCGGCGCUACUCGGUGGAACUGAAAAAGUAUUUCAACGGCUCCGUCGACCGCACCUUUCCGCCGCCGGUCGCGCAAGGUCCAGGCCAGCGCAGCCGCUCGGCUGCGCUGGCGCCUGGGGGAUUUCCGAGGAAAGUUUCGCCGGCGAUGGCGAGCGGGAAAGGCGCGGUGUCUCGGCGGUUCGAGGCCUUGGAGGACGACGGCGUCGUCCGCGUCGGCGAGCUCCUCGAGGAGGAUCAGGUGUACGUCCACAAAUUCUCUCCCACCAACACUCGCGAGCACGUGAGCGAUCCGCUCCAACUCGACAACGCGUUCUACGCGCCGUCUUUCGCGCGGUACAAAACGGUCGUUCCGUCCUACGUGGAGCGCGUCAUUUGCACGGACAACUCGGACGGCUGUCGGACGUACAAGGUGAUUAUGCGGCAGACGCGGCUGCCCGAGCUCGGCGACAAAUUCAGUUCCCGCCACGGGCAAAAGGGCGUCGUGGGGCUGAUUGCGCCGGCCGAAGAUCUUCCCUUCGCCGAGUCCGGCUGGUGUCCGGACUUGAUCAUGAAUCCCCACGGGUUUCCCUCGCGCAUGACGGUCGGGAAAAUGAUGGAACUGAUUGCGGGAAAGAGUGCGCUGCAGAUCGGCGCCUGCCAGUAUGGCACGGCCUUUGGCGGCGUCAGUGUAGACACGCUCGCCGAGAUCCUCGCGUCGCACGGUUUCCACUACUCCGGGAAGGAGUACCUGACAUCGGGCAUUACCGGCGAGGCGCUCCAAACGUACGUCUUCGCCGGACCCAUCUACUACCAGAAACUCAAGCACAUGGUGCAAGACAAGAUCCACGCCCGAGGCCGCGGACCGCGGCAACUGCUCACGCGGCAGCCGACGGAAGGCCGUGCAAAAGAAGGCGGCCUGCGUCUCGGGGAAAUGGAACGCGACUGCCUCGUCGCGUACGGAAGCAGUGCGCUGCUCAUGGAGCGACUCAUGCUCAGCUCAGACGUGUUUGAAGCGUGCGUUUGCGCAACCUGCGGCCUGAUGGGCUACGAGGGCUGGUGUCCGUACUGCAAAACGGGGAAGAACGUCGCGCCCAUUCGCAUGCCCUACGCAUGCAAGCUCCUCUUCCAAGAACUCAUGAGCAUGAACGUGUGCCCCAGACUCCACAUCAAGGAAAUGUAG